AUCCCCUGCCACGCCUAUACACGGCAUUCACUCUUCAUAAUCCCUCACUCGCCCUACAGGGCAAAGACGACAAUAAAUUUCACUUUCCUGCCCCGUCCAGACAACUCUAGUUCACGUCCUUCCAGAAAACAAAUAAUCCAGAAAAACAUCGAAUAUCCUGUAAUAGUUUUCCUGCCUCAGUACGAUACGAUACGAAAUGACAGACGAGUCCGCUCAAACACACAUCCUGCCAAAGAACGACGAGAAGAAACCUCCCUCUGCACUCAGAGGAGGCUCGAGGAGAACCUCAUCUAAUACUAGGCCAUCUUCUGCAGCCGGCAACCUCCAAGGGGCGCCUAGGCCUUCCUCUAGGUCAGGCACCAAGAAGCCUCCAACAGGGGCGUCUACUGGUGGUGCCGAGUCCGGUUCAGACACCAACAGAAAGCCUCCUGAGUCCAAGAGGGUCGAACCUCGUAGCAAGAGUCAGACAGGUGGGGCCCCACGAAAUGGCAACAAUGGCAACCACCGCAAAGGUCAACCUUCCGCGUCUCAGGGUACCCGCGGUGGGAAGGAAUUCACUGGCUAUUCCUCUUCACCUGCACCCCCUUCGACAUCAGAAUCUAGUGAUGCUUUGUCAUCUCUACAGAGAGUCAUUGCAGACUUAAAGACAACUUCGCCUUCCAAUCAAUCUUCCUCUCCCGCGAUUAAUAAUUCACUCGCUGCUUCUAUGCAUGCUCCACAAGCGCUGCCUUCAAACCUUCCAGUCAACGCACCAGUGUUCCAGCCAGGCGCUCUUUCUUUCCCUCCCUCUAACCUCGCAGAUGCUGUUAGGCACCGGAAAGCUGUAUCGCUUGGCACCACCGGUGUUCCCGGUAACUACAAUUCCUUCUCGCCUCACCUGGGCGCAAUGAUGGAAGAUGCCGAAGACGGUGCCGGCGCUUCGUUUGAAGACGGCGAAAUCCCUGAGCAUUUUUACCAGCAACAGCAAGGGCACCAGCCUCGUUCUCAGUCUCAAAGCUUCAUGGCUCCUCGUUUCGCUGCUCUCGCAGCACAAGAACAGGAUGUCCUUGGGCCGACCGGUCGUCCUCAGCUUGCCCCUGGCUUCAUGUUUGGAGCGCGUAGAAGAACUAGCUCUAAUGUUCCCGUUGGUCUGCCUAUCAAUGAGGAAGACGUCAGAUUCCAGUUCCCUCAGCAACAUCACUUUCCUUCGGAUGACCAAUCCCAUAGGAAGCCUGAAGGUGAUAUCACAGGCAUCAUGGCUGAACAGAUUGCGCUCCAGAACCAGAUCGAGGCUCUUCAGCAACAGCAACAGGCUUUGUACCAGCAGCAGCUCGCUUCGAAUCAGGUUCUUUCUCUGCAAACUCCGGGAUUGGUCCCAAACAGGCACAGGCGUGUCCAGAGCACGUUACCGACCUCCAUGGUUGGAGUUGGAAAUGUGGGUGUCAACGCCUUCAACUCCCCCAUGGGCCAGUUCAAUAGCAUGGGCAACCUUGGUCUUGGUCUCGAUAACCAGCCAGCUGGUCUCCCACGCGGCCACGGCAGGCGACACAGCGUCAACGUUGUGAAUAAACCCAGUCCCGCUCAGGGGUCAAUCAGCUUCCCUUACAGCGGUCAGGACGGUUUCGACGAUGGUUUUGCCCCUCCUCCUGGCUUUGGCGGUCACUCUCGCACCACUUCUCGAGUUGAUUCUAGCUGGCGCAUCAAUGGAGGCGUCGGUGCCAUCCAAGGCGGCAAUGCAUUUGCUGCUGAUCUUGCUCAAGCGCAAGCGCAGCUUCAGAGUUUGCAGCAAUUCCGUGCUGCAGCUGGCGGCCACCAUCACAAGAUGCCAUCCUUCUCGUUCCCUAACAUGCUCCCGAAUAUGAUGGCCGCGAACAUGAUGGGUCUGAAUAUGGGCGGUGUCAGCUUACUGCAGCAACAGCAACAACAACAGCAGCAGUUCCAGUCGCAGCUUCAGCAGCAGUCCAACCAGCCUCAACGCAAAUCUCUUUUCGCUCCUUACCUACCUCAGGCUUCGCUGCCGCCACUUCUUGCAGCAGGAAAACUAGUUGUUGGCAUCUUACGAGUCAACAAGCGCAAUCGCUCGGAUGCAUACGUUGCCACUGAGGUCCUCGACGCCGACAUCUACAUUUGUGGAUCCAAGGAUCGUAAUCGUGCUCUGGAGGGUGAUAUUGUCGCCGUCGAGCUUCUCGAUGUUGAUGAAGUGUGGGGAACCAAGAAAGAGAAAGAGGAGAAGAAGCGCAAGAAGGAAGAGAACUCCGCUUAUGACCUGAAGUCGUCUUCUGUGCGCCGUGACGACAAGAAAAAAGACGAUGUUGAAGUCGAGGGUCAAGGUUUGAUGCUGUUCGAAGAUGAGGAGGUUACCGAUGAUGUUAAGCCUCAGUUUGCGGGGCACGUCGUUGCUGUGGUCGAGCGCAUGCCUGGCCAACUCUUCUCUGGUACUCUUGGCCUUUUGCGGCCUUCGUCUGCUGCGACCAAGGAGAAGCAGGAAGCUGAGCGCAGAGAACGUGAAGGUGACCGUGGCGACGAGCCCAGGCGCGGACCCAUAGAACGUCCGAAGAUCGUGUGGUUCAAGCCCACCGACAAGCGCGUGCCACUCAUUGCUAUCCCCACUGAACAAGCGCCCGCGGACUUCGUGCAGAACUCUGAAGCCUACGCGGACAAACUGUUCGUUGCUUGCAUCAAGCGUCACCCCAUCAGUUCUCUCCACCCAUUCGGUACUUUGGCUGAAGAGCUUGGUCCCAUCGGCGACAUUGAAGUUGAAACCAGUGCCCUGUUGAAAGACUGUAACUUCCCUACCGAGGAGUUCUCGGAUAGCGUUCUCAAGUGCCUCCCUCCUACGCCUUGGACCGUCCCAGAGAGGGAGUAUGAAGUCCGGAAAGAUCUUCGUCAAGAGCGCAUCUUCACUAUUGAUCCUGAGACCGCCAAGGACCUUGAUGAUGCACUGUCUGUUAAGGCCAACGAGGACGGCACUUAUGAUGUGGGCGUGCACGUCGCUGACGUCUCUUACUUCGUCAAACCUAACACUGCUCUUGAUCGCGAUGCUCGUAAGAGAGCAACCAGUGUGUAUCUCGUGCAGCGCUCCGUACCCAUGCUUCCACCCGCUAUUAGCGAGGAGGCCUGCAGUCUCAACCCGGGUGUUGAGCGUCUGGCAUUCUCGGCUGUCUUUACCAUGACCAAGGAGGGCAAAAUUGUCCAGAAGUGGUUAGGCAAGACCGUUAUCAAGUCUUCUGCGAAACUGUCGUAUACCGCAGCUCAGAAAGCUAUCGAGGGUCAUAAUGUAGAUGAUAUUGUGGUCGCUCCGGAGCACAGUGCAUCGGCGAUCGCGCAUGACAUCAAGAUCCUGAAUGGUCUUGCAAAGCAGCUUCGUGCUAAGCGCUUCCAGGAUGGUGCUAUGGGCACAUCCUCUGGGCGUCUUAAGUUUACCCUGGAUGAAAGUGGCAGACCAGUGGACUGCAAGCAGACCGAAAACAAUGAUUCAAACAAUAUUGUUGAGGAGUUCAUGCUGUUAACCAAUACCACUGUUGCGCAACGUAUUGCCGUUCACCUUCCUGAGCAGGCCUUACUUCGUAGACAUGAUACGCCGCUUGAGAGACGCCUUAAUCUUUUCACCGAGCGUGCCAAGCGGCUUGGUAUUGAAGUCGACGUCUCCUCCAGCGGUGCCAUCAUGAAGUCGUUUGAGGCGAUCACGAACCCGACUGCCCGCAUGGUGUUGGAGCUGAUCUCCUUCAAAGCUACUCAGCGAGCCAAAUACUUCUGCGCUGGUAUGCUCGACAUUGCGAAGUACAACCACUAUGCUUUGGCCGUGCCUCUCUACACCCAUUUCACCUCACCUAUCCGCCGCUACGCGGAUGUUCUUGUGCACCGUCAACUUGAAUCAGUUUUGCAGGGCGGAAUGGAACCCAAAUUUACCAUGGACCGUGAUGCUGUUGCAAAGAUUGCUCAACAAUGCAAUAUUAAAAAGGACUCGGCGAAGUUGGCGCAGGAGCAGUCGACCCAUCUCUACUUGUGUGUUCUAAUAUCGGACCUCACACAGCGAUACGGACCUGUCAUUCGUCCUGCCAAGGUUGUUGGUGUCCUUGAUGCUGCGUUCGACGUUCUUGUCCCCGAGUUUGGCAUUGAGAAGCGGGUCCAUGUCGACCAAAUGCCGAUUGAUAACCACGUUUAUGAUGAGCACUCCCAUACCUUGCAAAUCUAUUGGUCGAACAAGGAUGUCCUUAGCUGGCUGGCAGAGAACAGCGAUGACGAGCACUUGAAGAAGGUUAAGCAGAAUGCUGAGGCCCACGCAGUCAAAAUGGAAGUUGCGUCUCGUUCUGUACAUGACGAGAAGGCCCUCUUUGACGAGGAUGACGCCGACGAAGAUGAGGACGAGAUCGUAUUGGGAAGGGACACUGAGGAUGAAAAGGCACCCGAGACUUCGAAGCAAAGGCUGCUGUCUGCUGCUAAGGUCCAGCCCGUGUUCGAGGGUUUGAGGACCACAUCGUCUGGCCACAAGAUUCAGGACAUCAAGGAGCUCAUGACCGUUCCCGUUAUCGUUACGGCUGAUUUGACCAAGAGCCCGCCCGUCAUCAAGGUGUAUAGCGUCAACCCUUACGCUGACCAGAAGUAAUACUCUGCAUCCACCAAUGAUGACAGCGUUUUGUAUGUACGAUAACUCUUCGAUAUUCCAUCAUGCUCUCUUUUCCAAGUCCCUUCUUUGUUACUAACUCAUGGUCAUGUUCAAGGUCUCUGUACUAGUAUCCGGUCAUUCACGUUUUCCUCGUUACGUUCUCUC
Suillus paluster is the source of this 4750-nucleotide messenger RNA. Its product is annotated as SSD1 protein. Gene Ontology annotation, molecular function: 3'-5'-RNA exonuclease activity; RNA binding. The record is from RefSeq and is a predicted model, not a curated record. The coding region runs from base 197 to 4585 and encodes 1462 amino acids. NCBI's taxonomy places the organism in Eukaryota, Fungi, Basidiomycota, Agaricomycetes, Boletales, Suillaceae. The transcript has 14 exons. Gene Ontology annotation, cellular component: exosome (RNase complex); P-body.